Messenger RNA from Soboliphyme baturini, 297 nucleotides. Lineage: Eukaryota; Metazoa; Nematoda; Enoplea; Dioctophymatida; Soboliphymatidae. The record is from the annotation of a GenBank genome assembly.
AUGCAUUGGCUGUACAUCUUUCUUGUGCUGAUUUCGAUAGCUAUCGGGAUAUGGAUUGGAAGAAAAAUCAAAUUGUUUCAAACCUCGAAGACCAAAUCCCGCCAGUCUAAUGGACCGAAAGCCAAUCACCAUGGCAAGCCGACUAGUUCCGGUGUCUCAGAGGAAAAAAAGACGGCCAAGGAAAGCGCAUCGACGUCCAGCAAGUCCUCGUCAGCGAAAUCUUUGAAGUUUCAUGGCCUCAAGAAAAAGUUCAUCCGUCCAAAAGCGCACAUCACAAAGGGCGAACACAAGAAGUAA